Drechmeria coniospora is the source of this 2709-nucleotide messenger RNA. RefSeq names its product binuclear Zn cluster-containing protein. The record is from RefSeq and is a predicted model, not a curated record. Gene Ontology annotation, biological process: DNA-templated transcription; regulation of DNA-templated transcription. Lineage: Eukaryota; Fungi; Ascomycota; Sordariomycetes; Hypocreales; Ophiocordycipitaceae. The transcript is spliced from 6 exons. The coding region runs from base 1 to 2709 and encodes 902 amino acids. Gene Ontology annotation, molecular function: DNA-binding transcription factor activity, RNA polymerase II-specific; DNA binding; zinc ion binding.
AUGGACCCAAUGUCCUUUCAGAUCCCCGGCAUGGUGCCGCCGCCCAUGAUGAACCAACCUCCCCAGAUCUUCGGCGGCUACGGGACCGAAGGCAUACCGCAACUGCCGCCGGAGCUUGCCUCGCACAUGUUUUCCGAUUCCAGCCUGCUCAUGGAGGAUUCCAACGAGGCCAAGAGAAGGCGCAUCGCCAGGGCCUGUGACAUGUGUCGCAAGAAGAAGAUCAAGUGCGACGGAAAGCUGCCGGCCUGCACGCACUGCAUCAACUACAAGACCGACUGCGUCUUUACGCAGGUCGAGAAGAAGCGAAGCCCACCCAAGGGCGCCAAGUACAUCGAAGGACUCGAGAAUCGCCUGGGUCGGAUGGAGCAUCUCCUGAAGCUCUCCGGCCUUCUUAGCGAAGACGACAAUGGCGCGACCGAUCUCGGCGAACUCGAGAAGAGACUGUCGGAAAAGUCUCGCCACGUGUCGGCCGCCACUUCGGCCGUCCCGACUUCGCCCUCGUUGGCGCCAUCCGCUCAAGAGGCCCCGAGUACCCUGACACCCCAGAGCGUUCUCCCCUCGCCGAGACCCGUCAAGGAGAGCAGCCACAAGGAAGACAAGCGCACGUCCAUGUCGCCGGCCGACGACAGCCAAGGCGACGAGGAAGUCGAGUCGUUGUCGGAGAUGAUGUGCUCGCUGGUGACGAACCAGUGCGGCGAGACGCGGUACAUUGGAUCCUCCUCGGGCUUCUCCAUCUUCUCCCCCAGGGGGAUUCAGUGGGUCAACGAGAAGACGGGCGACGAUUCCUUCGCGAGGAUGAUCUCGGAAGUGUCCGUCGACGAUCACAAGUGGAACAACUGGAAACCCGAAGUCUUCCGGGACCUCUUCCAGCGACCCGUCUUCCGCCCCCUGCCGCCCAGGGACGAGGCCCUGUCCCUGCUCAAGGACUACUUUGAGAACUUCAACUGCAUGUUUCCGCUCUUCCACCAGCCUACCUUCAUGCACCUCGUCGAACGCCAGUACUCCGAGGACCCCUACCAAGGAUCUGGCUGGUGGGCCAGCCUCAACUGCGCCCUGGCCAUCGCCCACCGCCUGCGCGUCAUGAGCAAUCUGGUGCCGCAGGAGGAGGACGAGAAGGCCUGGGCUUUCUUGAAAAACGCCAUGGGCGUCUUCUCCGAGCUGACGAUGCGAAACACGGACCUGCUGAGCGUGCAGGCCCUGCUGGGCAUGGCCCUCUUCAUGCAGGGAACGCCGAACCCGCAGCCGACGUCGCUCCUCAUCGCCGCCGCCAUUCGCCUCGCCAACAGCAUCGGCCUGCACAGGCGUGGCACGGGCUUCAACCUGAACCCCAUCGAGAUCGAGCAGCGGAAGAGGGUCUUCUGGAUCGCCUACAUGCUGGACAAGGACCUCUCGCUUCGCUCCGGCCGACCGGCGGCCCAGGACGACGACGACAUGAACGUCGAACUUCCCGACGCGAACCCGCCCGACAACAUCGGAAACAUCCCUCUCGCCGACGGCAAGGGCAAGAUGAACCUCUUCCGCGUCAUGUGCGAGUGCACCGUCAUCGAGGGCAACGUCUACCGGCGCCUCUACUCCAUCAAGGCCAGCAAGCAGACGCCCGGCGAGAUCCUCAACACCAUCGGCGAGCUCGACCAGGAGCUCGAGGAGUGGAAGGAAAACAUACCCAUCGACUUCCGGCCCGAGUACGAGAUCAAGGCGUCGCACACGCCGCUGAUCCUGCACGUCGUCAUGCUGCACUUCACCUACUACAACUGCCUGACGACGAUCCACCGCAUGUCCAUCCACCACGGCUUCUGGACCAGCAGGCUGGCCGACUACGCCAUCAAGGGCCUCAACACCCGCCCGCUCAACCCGAGGGUCUUUUCCUCGGCCGCCUUGUGCACGGCGGCCGCGAGGGCGUCCAUUUCCUUGCUGAAAUACGUGCCUCAGGGAGACUUUAGCUGCGUAUGGUUGAUUCUGUACUUUCCCGUCUCGGCGCUCAUGACCCUCUUCAGCAACAUCCUCCAGAACCCGCUCGAUCCGAGAGCGAAGUCGGACACGCGACUGAUGAGCCUCGUCGUCACCUUCCUUUCCAUGCUCGGCCAGGAAGCCGAGCAAGGGGGCGUGCAUCGCAUGCUGGGCGUCUGCUCCGAGUUUGUGCGCAUCUCCAAGGUGGUGAUCGAGAACGCCGAGAAGGAGCACUCGUCGCGGCGCAAGCGCAAGAACGGAGACGUGACCAACAAGCCAACCUUUUCCACGGCAGCCGUCACUUCCGAUCUGAAGACGAGCCGUUCGGCGGCGGAAACGCCACGGUCCGAAGCGGCCAUGACGACAGCCUCGGCCGCGGCAAUCGCCAACGGCCUUCAGAUGGGCCAGCCGCACCUGUCCCCGGGGUCCAGAUUCGAUCGGGGAAGCUCGUACGGCGCCGGGCCAGGCACCGCCGCCUCGUCCGAGCCGUCGCCGUCGAUUUCCUCGGCAGGCUGGCCGCAGGACUUGCAGGUGCCGCAGAACGGCGACUACGAUUCCUACGAGUACGGGACCAUGCAGGGGCUGAUGCAGUCUUCCCCGAUGUCCAUGGCGUCAGGCCCCUUCCAGCAACCUCUUCUUCCACAGGACCUCUUUGGCCUGCCCGCCACCUUUGACUGGAGCUGGGCCGAGAUGAGCGGUGGCGCCUAUCCGACGGUCGAGAACGGCAACUUUGGCGAGGGCCAGCCGGGGAUGCAGGGAUGA